Molecule: messenger RNA, 978 nt
Organism: Xenopus laevis (African clawed frog)
Lineage: Eukaryota; Metazoa; Chordata; Amphibia; Anura; Pipidae
Gene: cd302.S
Product: CD302 molecule S homeolog
Cellular component (GO): membrane; filopodium; cell cortex
Molecular function (GO): carbohydrate binding
Source: RefSeq, marked provisional
GAAAUUACAAGAAAUACAGAUCUCUCCCUGCCAGACCACAGGAAUCUCAAGACAUUUCCACUGUCUAUUUUUGGGCACCACCCCUGGAAAACAUAACAACAUCCCGGAGAAGAAAAGCCAAUGAGGGCUCUAAUACUGCUCUCCCUCUGCAGCGUUGCACAUUGUACUGCUGGGCUCCCUGGAUCAGACACCCAAGAAAAUGGAAAAGGAUGUCCAUCUCCAGCCUGGGUUGGGUUUAACAGCAGCUGUUACACUUUCCUUCGCAUUACACCAAAGAACUUGUUAAGUAUUGAACCUGCUCAAGAACUUUGCAAAGCCUAUGGUGCCAACCUUAUAAGUAUCAUUACCGAAGAGGAAAACACAUUUGUUUUAAAGUUGUUUCAAGCUCAAUGGAAGGGCCCUGAUAAAAUCUUACUGGGCAUGUUCUACGACAGUGAUGACAACUCUAUGAAAUGGCUCGACCAGUCUGAAGUGAGGUUCACAAACUGGAGAGAAGAGAAGAAUCCUAACAAUCUAAUCACUUGCACCACAAUGAGCACAAUCACAGGGCUGUGGGAUCUCAUCGACUGUGAAAAUGUGGCUGAAAUGGGAACUUUGUGUAAAAAAACAAAUGCCCAAAAUGAGAAUACCUUACCAGAUCUAAGGGCUUUAACAAUCACCCUGAUCAUCUUUAUAGUUCUUGUCGUUCUAAGUGUAUCGGCAGUACUCUUGGGACUGUAUAGGAGAAGCUCUACAGGAUUUCUAUCAAGGAACUAUACCUUAGCCAGCGAGGUUCUUCCUUACUCAGAUCAGCGUGUAUUAGUGGACACAGUGGCAAUGGAGGACUCUGCUGCCUAGGACAGUGGUGCUUAAACAAUGGGACUGGCCCACAGGGGAUACAAAUCACUGAAAUGUGUGGACAGCCUGAAGGAAUUGAGAUUAAUGAUUUACUGUCUUGGACAAUCCUGGAAAUAUAGCAGUGAACUUUGUGUAAAAAUA